Molecule: messenger RNA, 3084 nt
Organism: Arabidopsis lyrata subsp. lyrata
Lineage: Eukaryota; Viridiplantae; Streptophyta; Magnoliopsida; Brassicales; Brassicaceae
Product: pentatricopeptide repeat-containing protein At5g65560
Molecular function (GO): protein binding
Source: RefSeq, a predicted model, not a curated record
AUGGAUCAGGCGCUGUAUCGAACGCAGUCGUUUUACAUAACAAAACGACGUAGUAAUGACUCACUUGAGUUUGGUAGAAGUCCCGGUUUAAUUAACCGUCUGUAUAAUAAACCAAUGCAGAAUACCAAACAAUCCUUCCACUUCCCUCUCCUUCUACUUCUUCCGGUUACCUUCUCCGGCGAAGGCCGUUCUCCUCCGCAUCAUCUCUGCUUACGCGUAGACAGUGUCUCAAUAGCAGAGUCUGACCCUUCUAAUCUUCCAUGUCGAUUACUCUCAAUUGUAAAUUGGCAGAACAAUCCAUCUCUAAAUCAUGUCUCUUCUCUGUUUUCACUCAAUCUUGAUCCUCAGACAGCUCUCACUUUCUCCGAUUGGAUCUCUCGGAUACCAAAAUUCAAGCACAACGUUAGUUCAUACGCAUCUUUGGUUAGUCUCCUCUGUAGACAUGGAAUACCUCAUGAGAUGCCUAAGAUCACGUUAUUGAUAAUUCAGCGAGAAGCUUUGUUUGUUGUUGAUUUCUGUAGGGAAACGAGUAAAGACGAUAGCUUUGAGAUUAAAUACAUGCUUAGUCCUAAAUGCUAUAAUACUCUGUUGAGUUCAUUGUCUAGAUUUGGAUUAGUCGAUGAAAUGAAGAGACAUUAUACAGAAAUGUUGGACGAUUUGGUUUCUCCAGACAUUUACACGUUUAACACAUUGGUUAAUGGGUAUUGUAUGCUUGGAUAUGUAGUAGAAGCAAAGCAGUAUGUGAGUAGGCUUAUUCAGGCUGGUUUGACUCCUGAUUAUUUCACAUAUUAUACUUCUUUUAUUACGGGUCAUUGUCGAAGAAAAGAAAUCGAUGCAGCUUUUCAGGUUUUUAAGGAGAUGUCUCAGAACGGUUGCCAUAGAAAUGAGGUUUCCUACACUCAACUUAUAUAUGGUCUUUGUGAAGCAAAGAGGAUUGGUGAAAAUGAAAGAUAUGACAACUGUUGUCCUAAUGUUCGUACAUACACAGUGCUUAUAGAUGCUUUGUGUGGAUCAGGGAAGAAGUCAGAAGCUCUGAAUUUGUUUAAGCAGAUGUCAGAGAGUGGCAUUAAGCCUGAUGUUUAUAUGUAUACUGUGCUUAUUCAGAGCUUUUGUAGUGGAGAUACACUCGAUGAAGCUAGUGGGUUGCUAGAUCAUAUGUUUGAAAAUGGGUUGAUGCCAAAUUUUAUUACAUACAAUGCAUUGAUCAAAGGGUUUUGUAAGAAGAAUGUGCACAAAGCAAUGGGACUGCUUAGUAAGAUGCUAGAGCAAAAUUUGGUUCCAGACUUGAUAACUUAUAAUACAUUGAUUGCUGGACAGUGUAGCUCUGGUAAUUUAGAUAGUGCAUAUAGAUUGCUUAGUUUGAUGGAAGAAACCGGAUUGGUUCCGAACCAGCGUACAUAUAGUAGUUUCAUUGAUUUUCUAUGUAAAAAUGAGCGGAUUGAAGAAGCCCGCGAACUGUUUGAUUCCUUUACGCGUAAAGGAAUAAACGCAGAUGUGGUCAUGUACACUUCUUUGGUCAAUGGAUAUUGUAAAUUUGGGAAACUCGAUGAUGCUCGAAUGUUGUUUGAUAGUUGCUUGCCAGAUUUGUAUACUUUCAAUGCCUUGAUACAUGGGUUAUGUAGUAAUGGAGAAUUGAAAGAAGCCUUGUCACUCAAGGAAAAGAUGGAGAAGAUAGGGCUACAGCCUACACAAAGUACAUACACGACUCUGAUUGCAAGAAUGCUUAAAGAAGGAGAUUUUGAUGAAGCCGAUAAAUGUUUUAACGAAAUGUUGUCCUCCGCAAAGCCUGAUGCGCAGACUUAUGGGUCAUUUAUCUCGGCGUAUUGUAGUGCAGGGAGAUUGCAAGAAGCAGAGGAGAUGAUGAAGGAAGAAGAUGUUACUCCGGAUGAGUUCACUUAUACCUCAAUGGUUAAGGCUUAUGGAUCUCUAGGGCUGACUUAUUCUGCAUUUGAUGUCUUGAAGCGUAUGUUGGAUACUGGUUGUGAACCUUCUCACCAUACAUAUUUGUCUCUGAUCAAACACUUGUUCGAGAUGAAACAUAUGUCAGCGAAAGGUGGUGAAACAGGAAGUUAUUUGCAAGAGUCCCCGGAUAUUAUGUGGGGGAUGAUGGAGUUUGAUAUCGUUGUCGAACUUUUUGAGAAAAUGGUAGAACAUGGGUCAUGGGUGUAACCCUGAUGCUAAAUGCUAUGAGAAGAUCUUGUUAUAGGGAUCUGUGAAGUUAGGAAUCUAGAGAUAGCACAGCGAUUAUUAAAUUGUAUGGAAGAAGGAGGAAUAACUGUAAGUGAGAAGAUUUGUAAUGGUCUUCUUAGAUGUUACUAUAAGCUGCAAAAGUAUGAGGAAGCUGCAAAGGUUGUGGAAGAUAUGAUAUGCAAUGGUCACUCACCACAACUAGAUUUUUGCAAAAUGUUGAUUUGCAAGCUGUAUGAAGAAGGAGAAAAAGAGAGCGGCAACUCGGUUUUCAAAAAACUGCUUCGAUGUGGUUAUUGCGAUGAUGAAAUCGCUUGGAAAAUCCUUAUCGACGGUGUGCUUAAACAGGGCUUUGUAGAGGGGUUCUGUGAGUUGUUCCAAGUAAUGGAAACAAGUGGCUGCAAAUUUAUCUCUCAUACACGAUCAAUGCUUAUUAAAGGUCUUCAAGGAAAAGAUUGAUUACAUUUUACCAACCACUUAAGUCACUUUGGUUGGUUAUACAUUCUAAACUGAGUACUUGAUGUUAUAUAUUAUGUACUUUUUUGUUACAAAGAUAACAUUUUGUAAGCUUUUGUGGUUCAGUCCUAGUGCCAAAAUGAAACCGUAGACAAAUGUAAUUGAAGUUUCUACUUUCUUGGUCUGGUUUUAUAAAAAUAUAAAGAAAAGUGACUAAUUAUAAAAAUGUAAUUUGAAAUAAUUGUGGAAACGUGAAGAUGGGUGUAAGAAAUGAUUAAAAAGAGAGUUUUGACUUAUUGAUAAUGCAGUUAAUUAGUUUGCAAUAAAUUGCAUUUGAAGUUGGCUCCUCCGCGUCAAUGGAAAGCCAAGAAUCGUAGACCAUGGCGUGUUAUAUGGUUCUAUGUACAUUGAUUCUGUGCCCAUCAAAUUGCAUACAUCAUA